Molecule: messenger RNA, 828 nt
Organism: Aureobasidium melanogenum CBS 110374
Lineage: Eukaryota; Fungi; Ascomycota; Dothideomycetes; Dothideales; Saccotheciaceae
Exons: 3
Coding region: 1-828 (275 amino acids)
Molecular function (GO): protein binding
Source: RefSeq, a predicted model, not a curated record
AUGGCGUCCUCGCCGUCGGUCAAUGAGAGCGCAGGCAUGUGGAAUCUGGACAACGUCACUGCAAUUCUUGGGUGUACUACGGAUACGAUUCAACUGAGGUCCGGAGACGAAGACCAUACCAGCGAGGACACCGAUGAAGAUGACUUCCAAACAGAAAAGUCAGAGACAACCUACAAGACCUUCCGAGCCAGUGUACAGAAGGAGCUCCUCUGUUACUUCUCACCGUACUACCGUGCAGCACUCAAAGGUGGAUUCUCCGAAGCUGCAAGCAAAUCGGUUGUUCUGGAACUGGAUCCUAUGGUCUGCUGCAUGCUCGUUGGAUGGCUUUACAGCGGCAAACUGCCCAAGUGGAUUGAGUGGGCUCAGAUUUUGAGCCUGUAUGUCUUUGCUGACCGCACUGAUAUGCUCGCACUCCGCCGGGCCAUCAUGACGAGAAUCGUUCACUUUGAAGUUGGUGACCGCAUUCCACGCUUCGAGGUCGCUGCCAUAGCGCUUAACUCCCUACCCUCAACUUCACCACUGUAUCGCUGGCUCUUGGACGCCUACAUACACCACUGGAUGGCCGACUACGAAACACUUGACGACACGUUGCCGAACUGGUUUCUCGUGGAUUGGGUCAGAGGUGCAGCUGCUCGAAAGUGCGAAGUUACCGAGGAUGACUGUGGCAGAUGUCCCUGCUGUGAAUACAAUGCCUGCAACUACCACGAGCACGAAAACAUGGAAGAGUGGAAGUCCACAUGCUUCGCAGCAAAAGGCUGUAAGGCCAAGCGACCCGAUAACGCUUGUCUCGUGGUCAACUCCAGUUCCAAAAGCAUGGACCAAAGAUAG